AUGUGGAACGACGAAGACAACAACCCUUACGGGAGCUUUGAGCGCCGUGACUCUUUUGCUUCCUCAACCAAUCCUGCUUCUCCGACCGCUCGCGAUUAUUCCAUAGACGCUCGCUUCCCAACUCCCCAAGAUGUUCGCUACGAUGCUCCUCUGACGCCCUCGGAUGCUGGUGACGACGAAGUACCGGGUCCCACUUACCCUAGGGAAGCAAGCGAUGCUGCGACCGAUGACGAGACCGAUGACCAAGCCCACGGCGAGCUUGUACCACGGCGCAAGCCAGGUGGCUACGACAGCAGAAUCGAGCAAAUGCUAUACGAAAACCCCGAGCUGCCCAUUUUGAUUACCGAGGCGGGCAAAAGUCAAGAAAGCGGCGGAAGAUUUAUUGUGUAUACCAUUAAGACUGGAGACUUGACCGUUCGCCGGCGAUAUUCCGAGUUUGCGUCACUGAGAGACGCCCUUACGAGACUUCACCCCACGCUGGUCAUUCCCCCCAUACCAGAGAAGCAUACGAUGGCCGAUUAUGCUGCCAAUCCCACAAAUGCCAAACAAGACCAGCAGAUUAUCGACCUACGAAAGCGCAUGCUUGCUGUUUUCCUAAACCGGUGCAGGCGCAUGGAGCAAGUCCGUACCGAUGGUGUAUGGUGGCGAUUCCUGGAUCCAAACUCAAGCUGGACGGAGGUCCUCCAUUCGCAUCCCGUGUCCUCCAUUCCGAAGCAGAUUAUGAAGGCGCCUCCCCUGGAUCCUGCGAAUCCGACUCCUGGACACAGCUUCCUUCCUGUGCCAAGUAGCUCGGCCAAGUUGAAGACAUUGCCGACACAAGCUCUCGACAGUGCUGCGGCGGGGUCCCUUGCUCGGUUUCCACCCGACGCCAACUCCCUCAGCGAGCAAGACCUGGACGCCUAUUUCAUUGCCUUUGAGACCUCCAUCAAGGACCUCGAAUCGCUACUUACUGGACCGAUGGAGAAAGUAAACCGCCGCACGCUGAACCAUUUGUCUUCGUUGGCUUCAGACCUUUCAGAACUCGGCGCUCGAUACAACGCCUUUGCUUUGUCAGAGACGGCGCCUACCGUUUCAGCGGCUAUUGAGAGGGUUGGACAGGCGGCAGACUCGUCAUACAUUGCCACGGAAGAGCUUUCCACUUCGUUGAGCGCUAGUUUUGCCGAACCCAUGCGGGAAAGUGCGCAGUUCGCCGGGGUUGUACGAAAUGUGCUGCGCUAUCGGAUUCUGAAGAGGGUCCAGCAAGAGAUGACGACGGAUGAGCUCAACAAAAAGAGAGCCCUGUUAGAGUCGCUAGAGAGAAGUGAGGCGGAGGCCAGGAGGAUCGAUCAAUAUCUCAGCAGUAGCCAGCAGAUCCAGCCCCCUAGAAGGGAACCGCCGGCGCAGCACCGUAGGGACGGGAGUGGCGAGGACACUGCAUCUAUCGAUUCGGACUUUCCUCCUACGCACAGCGAUUUCUCUCAGGCACCAUCUGCUAAGAUCGGGGCGCCAGAGCGGACAGGAGGUAGCCCGAGUCAUAAGAAGGCGGCGAGCACCUCGAUCACGAACAAGAUCUUUGGGCCAAUUCGGCACGCAGUUCAAGGAGUGGUGGACGUUGAUCCUGAGCGGACCCGGCGUGACACUAUUGGAAAGACUAGGGAAUCCAUCGUGCAACUGGAGCAAGCACAGAUUGCAUCGGCCAAGGAUGUCAAGGACGCGAGCGCGAGCGUUCUUAAGGAUCUCAAGAGGUUUCAACGUGAGAAGGAGGAUGACCUCAAGCGGUACAUGCUCGCGUAUGCCAAAAGCCAGAUUGAGUGGGCAAAGAAGAACCAGGAGACUUGGGAGGAAGCGAAGGCCGAGGUCAACAAGAUCAACGAGUCUUAGUCGAACAGAGUUGUCCGUUCUCCGAGUGAGUGGGUUCAUAUUAAACGUCAUGAGGGAUGAUUUAUCAUGUGGAAAGUGUACCUACAACUUUCCGGGCGUUGAGGAGAUGUCAAAAGGGUUAUUUUGUGUCUUGAUGACGAAUAUCAAUUUAGACGAGAAUAAAAUAUAAUGAGAGUCCAUGCAUUA
Molecule: messenger RNA, 2046 nt
Organism: Neurospora tetrasperma FGSC 2508
Lineage: Eukaryota; Fungi; Ascomycota; Sordariomycetes; Sordariales; Sordariaceae
Product: sorting nexin-41
Exons: 5
Coding region: 1-1860 (619 amino acids)
Biological process (GO): retrograde transport, endosome to Golgi
Molecular function (GO): phosphatidylinositol binding
Source: RefSeq, a predicted model, not a curated record